AUACAUAAUUGACGGUUUCGAUCGUUUGACCACUUUGACAUUGCCUUCCUUACUUAAUAUGUCCUCCUUCUUUGACUCUUUUUUUCAACCUUCUAGUUCACCAUCACUGUAAAAAAUCUACAAUUACCAAACAAAGAAAAGUAACGCAAGUGAAAAGAGAGAGCGUGAAAAUAUAUACAAAAUCAGCAGAAUCUUUUACCUUCACGAUUUCGGCAUGCGCGUGUGUUAAGGAAGGGAGGAAGAAAUUAAAAACGUUUGACUUAGGGCCUCUUUCCUUUCUUUGCAUUGGAAACGUACGGAAGAAAGGAGGAUGCUUCAUUUACAAAACAUGGUAAAAACAAAAACGGAACAGUAAAACGGAGUAAGUGGCGUUGAUCGAUUUCUAUUAAACGCAGUUAAAGUCCACGUUUACCACGCAGGGUAAAAUAUACAAAUAAAUUUACUUCCCUAUAUUUAUUACAAGAAGGAAGAGAGAGAUAGGAGCAGAGCAGAGAUUGCCUGUUUUAGUUUUAGAAAUCAAAGCGAAAGCAAAAGAAAGAGAGAAAGAGAGGUUUUUUGUUUUCUCUCUUCUGCAAAGAAAACACCGACAACAUUGGUGGUGCAGGACCGUUUCAAGUGAAGCCAGGAAAAGGGUUUAGUCCACUGGAAAAUCUUGCACAUCAAAAGGAAAGAGUACUGAUCAGGAGAAAAUAAAAAUGUAUGGAGAUUGUCAAAUCAUGUCGUCUGUGGGAGGGAAUGUGGUAUCUUCAGAAACCCUAUUUUCAUCACCAAUUCAAAACCCUAAUUUCAACUUCUUGCCUUUGCAGCCUUUACCUCCCAUGGUUCCUAAAGAAGAAAACGGGCUGUUUCUGAGAGGGAAAGAGGGGAUGGACAGUGGGUCUGGGAGUGAACAAGCAGAAGAGAAGUCAGGGAAUGAGCAAGAGAGCACUGAGCAACCCCCCAAGAAGAAACGUUAUCACAGGCACACUGCUCGUCAGAUCCAAGAAAUGGAAGCUGUUUUUAAGGAAAAUCCACAUCCUGAUGACAAACAAAGGAUGAAACUAAGCCAAGAACUUGGCCUUAAGCCUCGCCAAGUCAAGUUUUGGUUCCAAAACCGCCGCACUCAGAUUAAGGCUCAACAAGAUCGAUCUGAUAAUGUGAUACUUAGAGCUGAGAAUGAGUCUCUCAAGAAUGAGUUUUACCGGCUUCAAGCGGAACUCAGCAAACUUGUUUGUCCAAACUGUGGUGGUCCAGCUGUGCCUGGAGGGGUUUCCUUCGAAGAGCUCCGGAUGGAGAAUGCACGACUUAGAGAAGAGGUGGAACGGGUCUGUGCUAUUGCGUCGCGAUAUAUUGGAAGGCCAAUCCAAAUAAUGGGUGCAGCUCCUGCAAUGAUGCCACCUUCAUUAGAUUUGGACAUGAACAUAUACCCAAGGCAUUUCACAGAGCCUAUGGCUUCCUGUGCAGAGAUGAUGCCUGUGCCUAUGUUGCCAGAAACAGCCACUUACCCCGAGAAUAAUAAUCUAGUUCUAAUGGACGAGGAAAAAACUGUUGCAAUGGAGCUUGCUAUGUCUUCCAUGGAUGAACUUGUGAAGAUGUGCCAAGCAAAUGAGCCUCUUUGGGUCCGAAACAAUGAAAAUGGGAAGGAAUUACUUAAUCUUGAAGAACACGCCAGGAUGUUUCAUUGGCCAUUAAGUCUCAAGCAGCGUUCAAGUGAGUUCAGGACUGAAGCUAGCCGUGAUAGUGCAGUGGUUAUAAUGAAUAGCGUCACUUUGGUAGAUGCAUUCCUUGAUGCUAACAAAUGGGCGGAACUGUUUCCCUCUGUCGUUGCUAGAGCAAAAACUGUUCAAGUUAUAUCACCUGGUGUUUCAGGAACAAAUGGUUCCCUUCAGCUGAUGUAUGCAGAAUUGCAAGUUCUAUCUCCAUUGGUGCCCACUCGAGAAGCUUAUUUUCUUCGUUAUUGCCAACAACAAAAUCUAAAAGAUGAAACUUACUGGGCAAUUGUUGAUUUCCCUCUCGAUGGCUUUCAUAACAACUUACAGUCUUCCUUUCCCCUAUACAGGAGAAGGGCCUCUGGCUGUUUGAUUCAAGACAUGCCUAAUGGGUAUUCAAGGGUUACAUGGGUUGAACAUGCAGAGAUCAUAGAGGAGAAACCAGUUCAUCAGAUAUUUAGCCACUUUGUUUACAAUGGGAUUGCAUUUGGAGCACAACGUUGGUUAGCUGUUUCAGAGCGACAAUGUGAAAGGAUUGCUAGCCUCAUGGCUAGAAAUAUCACUGACUUAGGAGUGAUACCUUCUCUGGAAGCAAGGAAGAAUUUAAUGAGACUUGCUCAAAGAAUGAUAAGAACUUUCUGUGUCAACAUCAGCACUUCCAGUGGUCAGUUGUGGACAGCUUUACCAGAUUCCGCUGAUGAUACUGUUAGAAUCACAACAAGGAAAAUCACAGAACCUGGCCAACCCAAUGGGCUGAUUCUUUGUGCUGUAUCUACUACUUGGCUGCCCUAUCCUCACUACCAAGUCUUUGAUCUUUUGAGGGAUGAACGCCGCCGAGCUCAGCUGGAGGUUCUUUCAAAUGGGAAUGCCUUACAUGAGGUGGCUCACAUUGCUAAUGGCGCCCAUCCUGGAAACUGCAUUUCACUUCUUCGAAUCAAUGUUGCAAGCAACUCCUCACAGCAUGUGGAGCUAAUGCUGCAAGAGAGCUGCACAGACCGAUCCGGUAGCCUUGUUGUUUACUCCACCGUUGAUGUUGAUUCCGUCCAGCUAGCAAUGAGCGGGGAGGACCCAUCCUGCAUCCCUCUACUUCCCAUAGGCUUUUACCUAACCCCAGUGGAACUCAUCAGAGAUGCUAGUGGUGAAGGCAAAUCAGUACCACCAUCUGAAGAGGCAAACGGUCAUAUUUCUGGCAGUUUACUCACCGUUGGGCUUCAAGUUCUUGCCAGCUCAGUUCCAUCAACAAAGAUCAAUCUCUCGAGCAUUGCCGCCAUCAACAACCAUUUAUGCACCACCGUUCACCAAAUCAGUGCUGCACUCAGUAGCAGUAGUACCCCUAGCUGCCCCCGUAAUGGAAAUGGUUUAGGCUCGUGUGCUGAGCCUGCUUCUGCACCAGAAAAGUAGGUCAGGUUUCUUCGUGAAUUACCCAUAACAUCCCCCAUUUUUAAUGGAUUUGAAGAUGGGAAGAUUGGGGAAGUUAUUGGUAAUGAAUUUUACUGCAAAUCAAUUGCUGGAAUUGUCAAAUUAGUGACAUUUGUAGUAACUAAUUAAUGUGGUAAAUAGGAGUCAUUUUGUAACUAAGGGAAGCAUGUGAGAAAGGUGUUGGAGGGUAAAGACUAAAAAGAAAUACUAUAAUGUCUAUGUAAUAGCUAGAGGGAGUCAAGAGCGCACCAGCUGUGACCCUUGCUUUCUGGUAAGGCCUAAAGAUGAGACCUCACCAAUCAGCAAGGGUGGUGGUUCGGGUAUUGACUUCUGCUUUAUUGGCCCUUGUGUUUGCUUUUCUGAAUUUAUUGCUACUUGGGAACAUAUAUUUUCUUUCUU
Messenger RNA from Durio zibethinus, 3506 nucleotides. Its product is annotated as homeobox-leucine zipper protein HDG5-like. NCBI's taxonomy places the organism in Eukaryota, Viridiplantae, Streptophyta, Magnoliopsida, Malvales, Malvaceae. Gene Ontology annotation, molecular function: DNA binding; lipid binding; DNA-binding transcription factor activity, RNA polymerase II-specific. The record is from RefSeq and is a predicted model, not a curated record. Gene Ontology annotation, biological process: regulation of DNA-templated transcription.